AUGGCCGAGCGCGGCCCCGCCGGGAGCCUCCGCGCCCCGGCCUCCUGCCCGCUGUGCCUCGGCCUCUUCCAGGAGCCCGUGUCCAUCCACCGCGGCCACAGCAUCGAGCGCUGCUGGCGGAGCUCCCGGGACGGCUUCCCGUGCCCGCGGUGCCGGGAGGCGGCCCCGGAGCGCAGCCUGAGACCCAGCGCGGAGCUGGCCGCCGUCAUCCGCGUGGCGCAGCGGCUGAGCCUCCGCGGAGCCGCGGAGCCGCCGUGCCGGAGGCACGGCCGGGCUCUGGAGCUGUUCUGCGAGGAGGAGCGGAGCCCCGUGCCCCGGAGCUCCCCGCGGCACCGGCGCCACGCCGCCGUGCCCAUCGAGGAGGCGGCGCGGGAGCGCAAGGAGAAACUCCAGGCUCAGGCGCAGAUCCUCAGGGAAAGGAGGGAAAAGGUGCUGGGGAUGAAGGCGGCGGAGGAAGGGAAAAGCUUGGACUUGCUGGAGCGGGUGGCGGCGGAGCGGCAGCGGCUGCGCUCGGGGGUGCGGGAGCUGCGGGAGCUGCUGGCGGGGCGGGAGCGGCUCCUCCUGGCCCGGCUGGCCGAGCUGGAGCGGGACAUCGCGGGGAGGAGGCGGGAGAGCCUCCGCAGCCUCUCGGGGCAGAUCUCCGCCCUGGAACAGCAGAUCCGCGAGCUGGAGGAGAAGUGCGGGCAGCCGCCCUGGGAGCUCCUGCAGGACAGCAGCGACACCCUCAGCAGGCUGGAGGAGCAGAGCGCUCCCGAGCCCCAGGAGACGCCACCAGAGCGGGCAGAGGAACCCACGGGGCUGCCGCAGGAAAAAUUCACCCUCAAAGAGAUGCUGAAGGAGUUCCAAGUCAGCCUGACGCUGGAUCCCGACACGGCGCACCCGCGGCUCGCCGUGUCCGAGGACGGCAAGCGCGUCCGCUGGGAAGACGCCCGCAGACGCGUCCCCGACCACCCCAAACGCUUCGACUCCUCGCGCUGCGUGCUGGGCCUCCAGGGUUUCACCUCCGGCCGCCAUUACUGGGAGGUGCGGGUAGGCCGCGGCGCCGCGUGGGCCGUCGGCGUGGCCAGGGAGUCCGUGGCCAGGAAAGGCCGCGUCAGCAUCAAGCCCGAGCUGGGCAUGUGGGCCGUGGGGCGCUGCGGGAGCCGGUGCCAGGCCCUGGCGUCGCCCAGCGUGCCCAUCGCCCUGCCCCGAGCCCCCGAGGUGGUCGGGGUCUACCUGGACUACGAGGGCGGGCGAGUGGCGUUCGUGGACGCGCGCGGCCCGGCGCCGAUGUUCGCGUACCCCGCCGCCGGCUUUGGGGGGGAGAGGGUCCUGCCCCUGCUGUGCCUGGGGAGGGGGUGCCGCUUCAGGCUGUGCCCCUGA
Messenger RNA from Onychostruthus taczanowskii (white-rumped snowfinch), 1362 nucleotides. Its product is annotated as E3 ubiquitin-protein ligase TRIM39-like. The coding region runs from base 1 to 1362 and encodes 453 amino acids. The transcript has 6 exons. NCBI's taxonomy places the organism in Eukaryota, Metazoa, Chordata, Aves, Passeriformes, Passeridae. The record is from RefSeq and is a predicted model, not a curated record. Gene Ontology annotation, molecular function: protein binding.